AUGUCUAGUUGUCAAUCAAAUAGUGCUACUUCUACAGCAGUUGCUCCUGCUAGAUCAAAGGAUCUAGCAUGGUCCCAUGCACGUGUAGUGCCAAGGGCAAGAAAUAGUACUCAAUGUCUUUAUUGUAGCAAAAUUAUUAGAGGUGGCGGAGUCACGAGGUUGAAGCAUCAUCUAGGUGGUAUUUCAGGUGAUGUAGAAGCAUGUAAAAAGGUCCCUGAUGAUAUAAAGUGGCAAAUGAAGGAGUUGGUCAAUGAAAUGAAAAAAAAACAAAGAGAAGAAAAGAAAACUAAGCUUAGAGAUUGGAUGUGGAAGCCCUGUAGAUUGAACAUAAGAGAUGUUGAUGUUGGUGAUGAUGAGUAUGAGGUAGGGAGUCAAGGACACAUUCAUGAUUCAAAGGGGAAGGGGAAGGUGAAGGGGAAGGAGAAAGUAGGUGGAAAGUCAACGAGGCCAUUUAGCAGAUUUUUUGCUCCAAGAACAAUUCCUGGCUCUCAACCUUCUAUUAAGAGUACUAUGUGUUCAAAGGAAAUGAUUAACAAAGCAAAAAUGGCUAUAGCAAAUUGGUGGUAUGAUGCUAAUUUACCUUUCAAUGCAUCUCAAUCCAAGUUUUAUCAACCAGCUAUAAAUGCUAUAGUUGCCAUCGGGCCAGGAUUCAAGGGUCCUUCUUUACAUGAGUUGAGAGGAAAUUUGUUGAAGAAUUCUGUGACUGAGGUUCAAAAUUAUCUCUUAGAUAUUAAAACAUCUUGGAGGGAUAGUGUUUGUUCACUAAUGGCAGAUGGUUGGACAAACCAGAGGCAACAACCAAUAAUUAACUUUUUGGUUUAUUGCCCAAAAAGACAUUUUCCUAUUAUUGAUGAAACUAUAAAGAAGGCAAGGAAGAUAAUGAAAUUCAUUUAUAACCAUGCUUGGGUUUUGGCUUUGAUGAGAAAGGACUUUACCAAAGGUCAUGAUUUAUGUCGCCUUGCAGUCGCAAGGUUUGCUACAAAUUUUUUAAGUAUCCAAUGCUUACUGUUGUUUAAGAAAGAGCUUCAACAAAUGUUCACUUGUGAUAAGUGGAUUGUAUCAAGUUAUUCUAAAAGCAACAUAGGGAAGGAGUUAGCUGGGAUUGUUCUAGAAGAGAGAGAGUUUUGGGCUCAAUGUCAGUUUAUUGUAACAAUCAACGAGCCUUUGGUUCGAGUACUACGACUUGUCGAUGGGGAUGAGAAGCCUGCAAUGGGAUACUUGUAUGAUGCAAUGGAGAAAGCCAAAGAGAAUAUAAAAGCAAGAUUGAAGAACAAAGUUUCUACAUUUAUGCCAUUCAUCAGGGUCAUUGAUGCUAGGUGGGAUAAGCAGCUUCAUAGUGCAUUACAUGCAGCAGGUUGUCUUCUUAAUCCUGGAAUUUACUUUAACCCUUGCUUUAAAAGUAAAAAUGAUGUUUCUAGAGGGUUUAUGACUUGCGUUGUAAAGAUGGAACUUGAUAUUCAUAAGCAAGAUGAGAUCAUUCAACAAAUUGACAUGUAUAAGAAUGCACACGGUGAUUUUGGACAACCUAUAGCAAUACGCCAAAACAUAAAGAGGGGAAGAGAUGCUUUGGAUCCAAUCAAUCUUGAGAAUAUUGACUCGAUGGAGGAAUGGGUAGGUGAAGAAUCAGAGCUUAUUGAUGGAGAAGACUUGGAUUGGGGAAGUAUUGAGGAGCCAUUAGCCUUACAAAAUUUGGAAGAGGGUGUUAAUUUGGAUUGA
Messenger RNA from Carya illinoinensis, 1716 nucleotides. RefSeq lists its product as uncharacterized. The transcript is spliced from 4 exons. Gene Ontology annotation, molecular function: DNA binding. The record is from RefSeq and is a predicted model, not a curated record. Bases 1 to 1716 code for a protein of 571 amino acids. NCBI's taxonomy places the organism in Eukaryota, Viridiplantae, Streptophyta, Magnoliopsida, Fagales, Juglandaceae.